AUGGGCUGCUUCUCCAGCCGCGUCGAGGCCCCGACCGAGGAGCUGCCCGGCCCUCCCGCCGUCGAACUCGACGCUCCGACGCCCGCCGACACCGCCCCGCCAACGCAGCCGGCGGCCGCCCUCCCCUCCGCCACCGAUCUCGGCGUGAGCGAGAAGAAGCUGGAGCUGUGGCGCAAGCGCGGCGGUGGCGACCUCGAGCCGGUCCUCGCGAGCGGCGCCGUCGCCGUCCUCGACGCGCAGUGGGUCAUCAGCCACGCCGAGGCGGGCGGCGUCCUCACCCACCGUCAGGCGCUGCCCAAAGAGGCCUUCCUCUCUUUCGCCGACCUCGUCGAGGCGACCGACGAGUAUCACCUUCCCGUCGCCGCGCUCUCCUACCCGUGGCUGACCAAGGACCACCCCGACCCGCGCGGAGCCAACCUCGCCCGCGUCGCAAGGGCGCUGAAGGCCCUGCUCACCUCUCCGUCCAUCCCGCGGCUCGGCGUCUUUUGGGACUUCGGCUCGCUGCACCAGCACCCCGACCCCCCCAACGGCGUCCUGCGCACCGAGGAGCAGAACGCGCUCUUCAAGCAGGGGCUGAGCUGCCUCGGCACGCUCUACUCCCACGAGCACACUUGCGUGCUGCGGCUGACCUCCUUCCCGGACGGCCACAAGGCGGAGGAUCAGACCGAGGGCACCAACGUGGCCAAGUACUUUGACCGCGGCUGGUGCGCCACCGAGAACGCUUGGGCGGGCCUGACAAAGGCUGGCUACCUCUCGCUCGACCUCGGCAAGAUGCGCGCCGGCAAGGAGUACGACUGCGACAGCCUCCGAGACGACUGCACCCAAGGCGGCGGCCGGCGCCCUCCGCUGCUGCCGUCUGCGUUCGCGGCGGAGCUGGAGUCGAAGAGCUUCACCAACGGCAAGGACGACAAGCCGCUGGUGAAGCAGCUGUACGAGGCCGCCUUCGAGGAGCAGUUUGGCAAGGCGACCGCGCUGCACUACGCCAACCUCGGCUGGGGCGACGCGGAGGCGGCGCAGCUGGCGGAGGCGACCGACGAGUAUCACCUUCCCGUCGCCGCGCUCUCCUACCCGUGGCUGACCAAGGACCACCCCGACCCGCGCGGAGCCAACCUCGCCCGCGUCGCAAGGGCGCUGAAGGCCCUGCUCACCUCUCCGUCCAUCCCGCGGCUCGGCGUCUUUUGGGACUUCGGCUCGCUGCACCAGCACCCCGACCCCCCCAACGGCGUCCUGCGCACCGAGGAGCAGAACGCGCUCUUCAAGCAGGGGCUGAGCUGCCUCGGCACGCUCUACUCCCACGAGCACACUUGCGUGCUGCGGCUGACCUCCUUCCCGGACGGCCACAAGGCGGAGGAUCAGACCGAGGGCACCAACGUGGCCAAGUACUUUGACCGCGGCUGGUGCGCCACCGAGAACGCUUGGGCGGGCCUGACAAAGGCUGGCUACCUCUCGCUCGACCUCGGCAAGAUGCGCGCCGGCAAGGAGUACGACUGCGACAGCCUCCGAGACGACUGCACCCAAGGCGGCGGCCGGCGCCCUCCGCUGCUGCCGUCUGCGUUCGCGGCGGAGCUGGAGUCGAAGAGCUUCACCAACGGCAAGGACGACAAGCCGCUGGUGAAGCAGCUGUACGAGGCCGCCUUCGAGGAGCAGUUUGGCAAGGCGACCGCGCUGCACUACGCCAACCUCGGCUGGGGCGACGCGGAGGCGGCGCAGCUGGCGGAGGUCCUCGCGAGCGGGGCAGCGCCGCGGCUCGAGACGCUCUUUCUCCGCGGCAACAAGAUUGGCGACGAGGGCUGCAAGGCGCUGGCCGCCGCCCUCAAGGAGGGGGCAGCGCCGCGGCUCGAGUACCUCGAUCCCUACGAUAACGAGAUUAACGACGAGGGCUGGAAGGCGCUGGCCGCCGCCCUCAAGGAGGGGGCCGCCCCGAGCUUGAAGGCGCGAGACGCCCCCCCUCGCCACACGCCCCUCCCCCGCCCAAUGCUCAUCGCACCUCCCCUCGCGGAGCAGCCUGAGCUGGUGCCC
This is a messenger RNA of Emiliania huxleyi CCMP1516, 2019 nucleotides long. RefSeq lists its product as hypothetical. The transcript is spliced from 3 exons. Gene Ontology annotation, biological process: activation of GTPase activity; nucleocytoplasmic transport. NCBI's taxonomy places the organism in Eukaryota, Haptophyta, Isochrysidales, Noelaerhabdaceae. Gene Ontology annotation, molecular function: GTPase activator activity; small GTPase binding. Gene Ontology annotation, cellular component: perinuclear region of cytoplasm; nucleus; cytosol. The record is from RefSeq and is a predicted model, not a curated record. The annotation marks the transcript as partial.